AUGAAUUUACCCGAUGAAAUGAUAUUAGCUAUUAUGAAUAAAGUCAAACAUAAAGUAUUAUUGCUUUGUUCUAUUAUUGGUACUGGAAAUAAUCGUUUAGAACAACUUGCAUUAGACAAUUGUUAUUCAAUCGAUUUAACCUUUGAUUAUAGUCAUUCGCCAUACGAUCUGCUGGUCCAACGAUUUUAUUCAUCUGUUCUACCCCAUAUUUCUGAUAAUAUUCAAUCUCUAACAAUCAAUUUUAAACAUUUGUUACGUAUUAACAGAGUUGCCAAAGCAUAUAGUAAUGAAAUUCUACCUAAUUUAAUAUAUGUCAAAAUAAUGAUCGGUCAUGUCCAUCUUAAGACAGGAAAACCUAUCAUAGUAGAUUAUUAUGAUGACAGUUCAGCAUGUCGUUUAUCUUGCUUCUCAACCAUUCCAGAAUUAUAUCAUCUGAAUCAAACAAUCAGUAAUAUACUCUUAUCAUUCUUUCGUCGUUCACCACUAAUGCGCUAUACUAUCUCGUUUGAAUUCGAUUCUGAUUGUGUUCUUCAUGUUCCAUCAAAGGGUGAAGGAUUAUUCUUUCCUCAAUCACUCUGUCUUACUCAUAUUCACAUUGGAUUAAUUCAUUUCGAUGAUUUGAUUCGUUUACUCUAUCAACUUAGUUGUCAACUGCAGUCAUUAUCUGUUGUUAUAGAAAUUAUUUCUGUACAUGAAAAUCUAACUAUACCUGAAAUAGUAUCGGUAAAUGAUUUUUUUUUUAAAUUUUAUAUUUCAAUAAAUUGA
Molecule: messenger RNA, 765 nt
Organism: Rotaria sp. Silwood2
Lineage: Eukaryota; Metazoa; Rotifera; Eurotatoria; Philodinida; Philodinidae
Source: the annotation of a GenBank genome assembly